AUGAAGUACGUUGUCGUUUCUGGUGGUGUCAUCUCCGGUAUUGGUAAAGGUGUUCUUGCAUCUUCAACUGGUAUGCUUUUCAAGACUUUGGGUUUAAAAGUCACCUCUAUUAAAAUAGACCCAUACAUGAAUAUUGAUGCAGGUACCAUGUCUCCAUUGGAACACGGUGAAUGUUUUGUCUUAAAUGACGGUGGUGAAACAGAUUUGGAUCUAGGUAACUAUGAAAGAUAUUUAAAUGUCACUUUGACUAGGGACCACAACAUCACAACUGGUAAGAUCUACUCUCAUGUUAUUGCUAAAGAAAGAAAAGGUGAUUAUUUGGGUAAGACCGUCCAAAUCGUCCCACAUUUGACUAAUGCUAUCCAAGAAUGGAUCGAACGUGUAUCUAAGAUUCCUGUUGAUGACACCGGGUUGGAACCAGAUGUCUGUAUUAUUGAAUUAGGUGGUACUGUUGGUGACAUUGAAAGUGCUCCAUUUGUGGAAGCCUUGAGACAAUUCCAAUUUAGAGUUGGUAGGGAAAACUUUGCUUUAAUUCAUGUCUCUUUGGUCCCAAUGAUCCAUGGUGAACAAAAGACAAAACCAACUCAGGCUGCCAUCAGAGAUUUAAGAUCUCUUGGUUUGGUACCAGAUAUGAUUGCUUGUAGAUGUUCUGAGACUUUGGAUAAAGCAACCAUUGAGAAGAUUGCCAUGUUCUGUCAUGUGGGUCCGGAACAAGUAGUCAAUGUCCACGACGUUAAUUCAACUUAUCAUGUUCCAUUGCUAUUGUUAGAACAAAAAAUGAUGGAUUAUUUACGUACUAGACUACACUUAAAUGAUGUUACCUUAUCUUCUGAAGAUAUUUCAAGAGGUGAAAACUUAUUAGCCAAAUGGAAGGCUACCACAAGUAACUUUGAUGAAUCCAUGGAAAUUGUUAAGAUCGCUCUUGUUGGUAAAUAUACCCAUCUAAAAGAUUCAUACUUAUCUGUCAUCAAAGCCUUGGAACACUCUUCUAUGCAAUGUCGUCGUAUCUUAGAGAUUCAAUGGGUAGAAGCUACGGAUUUAGAACCUGAGAUGCAAGAAUUAAAUAAAGAGAAGUUUCAUGAAGCCUGGAACAAAGUCAGUACUGCUGAUGGUAUCUUAGUGCCAGGUGGGUUUGGUGUCCGGGGUACUGAAGGUAUGAUUCUAGCUGCUCGUUGGGCCCGUGAAAAUAAAAUUCCUUACUUGGGUAUAUGUCUUGGUUUACAGAUCGCUACUAUUGAAUUUGCUCGUGAUGUAUUAGACAAGAAAAACGGUAAUUCUACUGAAUUCGUCAACGAUCUACCAGAAGAGGAUCAAAUCGUUGUUUACAUGCCUGAAAUCGACAGAGAAAAUAUGGGUGGUACCAUGAGACUAGGUUUGAGACCAACAUAUUUCCAAGAAGACACUGAAUGGUCCACAAUUAAAAAACUUUACGGUAACCAAGAAAGUGUAGAAGAAAGACAUAGACAUCGUUAUGAAAUCAACCCGGCUAUUGUAGAAGAAUUGGAAGCUAACGGUCUUGUGUUUGUCGGUAAAGAUGAAACCCACAAGCGUUGUGAAAUCUUAGAAUUAAAAAACCAUCCAUAUUAUGUUGCUACACAGUACCACCCAGAAUAUACAUCUAAGGUCUUAGAUCCAUCAAAACCUUUCUUAGGUCUUGUUGCUGCUUCUUCUGGUAUUUUACAAGACGUCUUAGAGGGGAAAUAUCAAAUUCAUAGUCAAAGUGAAUUUUAA
Arxiozyma heterogenica is the source of this 1731-nucleotide messenger RNA. RefSeq names its product CTP synthase URA7 (gene URA7). The record is from RefSeq and is a predicted model, not a curated record. Gene Ontology annotation, biological process: pyrimidine nucleobase biosynthetic process; CTP biosynthetic process. Gene Ontology annotation, cellular component: cytoophidium; cytoplasm. Bases 1 to 1731 code for a protein of 576 amino acids. The transcript has a single exon. NCBI's taxonomy places the organism in Eukaryota, Fungi, Ascomycota, Saccharomycetes, Saccharomycetales, Saccharomycetaceae. Gene Ontology annotation, molecular function: identical protein binding; CTP synthase activity.